AGAGCAGUUCCGUGCUCAGGAACUUUAUGUAUAACGGAAGAUGGUGAUCAGAAAUGUGGAGUAACAAUUGAUUAGCACCUGCAGCGACGUCGACGAAAUGAAAGUGCUGCUCUGCCUGGCUGCCUGGCUGCUUGCCUGCCUGCCUGCCUGCCUGCCAUACCCGUGUACUAUAGCAGUAUAUAGAUCACUUCUAGUAGCACCUUUUGGCCAAGGGGCCCGGUAACUGGGUCAUGAAAAAACGAAAUCACGAACUCUGGUCUCCCCGCGCAGAUACCCAAUAAAACCAAUCCAACUGAAGUUCUUUGUGGUAUUCGAGAACUUCGCGCGACGCGAUACGGUAGCAUAUCGGAGCUCUCCAAAACCAGUGGAUAUGACGUGUAAAUAGGCACCGAGAACCACUUAAUAUUAGAGGCUAAGUGUGGAAAUUAAUAGUGAAAAUCCUGAAGUGUGCUACAGAUACAGCAGAUACCUCCCCCAAGCCAAACCAAAUUCAAGCAUGCGUGUCGCAGGCGCUGCUGGGCGGGUGCCGUGUCUGGCGUGUCUUGUCCUUCUGUUGGGCUGUGUGCAGGUGCGUGGAUACUCGCAAGUGCUGAUCAGUGGCGAUCAGGGACCACGGAUAUUCAAGGCUCUAAAUACGGAUCUGAUAUUCCCGAAAACCUUCAACUCCAGUGAGAAUGUAUACUCCACCACUGAGGCGCCAGUGCCGACUUCAAGCAGUACAACACUGAUGCCGCCCAUUCCCUAUAACCACCAACCGGAGACGCUUGCGGUGACAGCCAGUUCGCCCGUGUUUGUCACUCCCUUGGCAGCGACCGAAGAGCAGGAGCUGCAGCCCGUGGCGACCAAAGAGGAGGAGCUGCAGCACGUGGCGCCCAAAGAGGAGGAGCUGCAACCCUUUGCGAGCAAAGAGGAGGAAGAGGAGCUGCAGCACGUGCCGAGUAUCGAAGGUGCCUCGACAGGCCGUGCUGUGGAUUAUCGCACGGCCUAUCCGUUCGGGCAGCUGAUAACGCCACUGCUAAAGGGCCAGCAAUACGGCGGCCGACCAGCACAGACUCGCAUCUAUCCGCAGGGCAGUCCCUCGUACUACUCGUCCUCCUCUGCAUCACGGAACCCCGGUCGCUAUCCAGCCAAGAAGCCCUCCUAUAAGCAAAGCAUCAGGGAUCGCUUCACACCCGGUGAGAGCACUGCCGCUGGUCUCUUCAAGGGGCACAACCACAAUCACAACCACGAUCACAGCCACGAUCACUCCCAUGGCGCACAGGAUGGCAAGGUUGCCUCUGGUUCGAAUGCUGUACCUUCGUAUGUCCCACAAGGGGAUGCCUACUCCUUUCCGCCACUGAACACAAAAUAUCCGUCGCCCGGGCAGGACCCGAAGGCGGCCCUGCCAUCCGAUACCGUGACAAGCUAUUUGCCACCCGCAUCGGGUGGCCUGAGCAACGCUGGCUACGCCUAUCCGGGCCCACCAAUGCCCGCGUCCACGGGCUACAAGUACCCGGGGCCUGUGGCGGGUGGUGGUAAUGGGGACAAGGAUGCAGCUGCCAGCGCAGCAGCUCCGGCAGCAGACGAUGAUCCGGGAAAUGAUGAUGUGAUUGGCGUAUUGCCCGCCAGUGCCAUGGACGAUAUGCCCACAAAGGAUCAGCAGGAUGGCAAGGGUGCGGGGGAUGCCGCUGACGCAGGGCCUGCCAACGGUGGCGGCGAUAUGGGUCCGCCUGCAGAUGCUGCAGACGAUGGCGGGGGUAACGAUGAUACAGGACCUCUUCCUGCCCUUCAAAAUGACGGGUCGCAUGGAAACGACGAUCACAAGUAUGAUCCCAGCAUGGAGUACGCGACUCCACCACCGGGAUGGCUGGAAUCCCACCCCGAAUCGGCGGCACCAAAGCCGGAAGAUCAUGAUCAUGAUCACGAUCACGAUCACGGACACGAUCAUGAUCACAUACCCGACCAUCACGAUCAUUUUCACGGCCAUUAUCCAGGACACUUCGAUUAUCCAUCCGCCUCCUAUCCGGACGACACCUAUCCGGAAGUUAUCUACGAUGAUCAUCCGCAUCAUCAUCAUCACGUUCACCACCCACCGCCGCCGCCGCCUCCACCACCGCCACCACCACCUCCGCCAACAGAGCCCCCGCCACCACCACCGCCGCCAGAGCCACGUGUCAAAAAGUACAGUUACUUCUACAUUGGCCGCAAGCUCUGGUAUAUCCCGCUGUACUUUACGGUGUGGUUCAGCUUCUACAUUCUGUGGCUGAUCAUCAAGUCCAUUGGACGGCACAAGGUCAACUUGCCGAAUCACUACGUUUCGCGGCGCAGUGCGCCGGACUACUUCACCGAACAGGGGCGUGAUGAAUACAUCAAUAAUCUGACAGUUAAGGUGCUCGAACACAUAGAUAGCUUUAAGCACAAAUACUUGAACUGAUAAGGGGACUCUACAAAUUAUU
Molecule: messenger RNA, 2435 nt
Organism: Drosophila obscura
Lineage: Eukaryota; Metazoa; Arthropoda; Insecta; Diptera; Drosophilidae
Product: histone-lysine N-methyltransferase SETD1A
Exons: 3
Coding region: 497-2413 (638 amino acids)
Source: RefSeq, a predicted model, not a curated record